UCUGGGCGGGGGGCGCCCGGCGGGGGCGGGGCCGCCGGAGGAGGCGUUGGCAGCCGGCUGGGACCCACGCGGCGCCGCGGCCCGCCUGGCCUGCAGGCUCCUACCCCUCAGCGGCGGCGGCACGAUGCCCUUUGACUUCAGGAGGUUUGACAUCUACAGGAAGGUGCCCAAGGACCUCACGCAGCCGACGUACACCGGGGCCAUUAUCUCUAUCUGCUGCUGCCUCUUCAUCCUCUUCCUCUUCCUCUCAGAGCUCACCGGAUUCAUCACCACAGAAGUUGUGAAUGAGCUGUACGUCGAUGACCCGGACAAGGACAGCGGGGGCAAAAUCGACGUCAGCCUGAACAUCAGUUUGCCCAACCUGCACUGUGAAUUGGUCGGGCUCGACAUCCAGGAUGAGAUGGGCAGGCACGAGGUGGGGCACAUCGACAACUCCAUGAAGGUCCCGCUGAACAACGGGGCGGGCUGCCGCUUCGAGGGCCAGUUCAGCAUCAACAAGGUCCCGGGCAACUUCCAUGUGUCCACACACAGUGCCACGGCCCAGCCUCAGAACCCGGACAUGACCCACGUCAUCCACAAGCUCUCCUUUGGGGACACGCUACAGGUCCAGAAUGUCCAUGGAGCGUUCAAUGCCCUCGGGGGAGCGGACAGACUCACCUCCAACCCCCUCGCCUCCCAUGACUACAUCUUGAAGAUCGUGCCCACGGUUUACGAAGACAAGAAUGGCAAGCAGCGGUACUCUUACCAGUACACUGUGGCCAAUAAGGAGUAUGUGGCCUACAGCCACACGGGCCGCAUCAUCCCUGCCAUCUGGUUCCGAUACGACCUCAGCCCCAUCACGGUCAAGUACACAGAGAGACGGCAGCCUCUGUACAGGUUCAUCACCACGAUCUGUGCCAUCAUUGGCGGGACCUUCACCGUUGCCGGCAUUCUGGACUCGUGUAUCUUCACAGCCUCGGAGGCCUGGAAGAAGAUCCAGCUGGGCAAGAUGCAUUGACCACCUGCCCGGCCCCGUGGCCGAGGGCCCAGGGAGCCCGCCUGCGCUGCCUCCCGCACAGCACCCUGUCUCCUCCUGCCCUCUGUCUGGUUCAGGAUCUGGCUGCAUCCCAAAGUGGGGGUAGGGAGAGGGAGGGGCGGCUCGCAGUUUCGCAGCUACCUCGAUUCCCCAUGUUUAAUUUGAGAUGAGUUACACUGCCUGAAGUUGUGGUCCCCCUUCCCCUGGGGAGCGCCAAGACCAGCGUCUGGCAAGGGGUGCUUGGGGAUAUUGGGGACCACUCCUGGGAGGGCUAUAGUCCCUUCUCUUCUGUGGGACCAGCCCAGAAUCCACAUGGACCAGUUCUCAGCCAGGCUUUGACAAUCUCGCAGCCUCUACCAUUGGGACACACUAAUUCCCUCCCCCCGGCCCCUACCCUGGGCAGCCAACCCGCAGACCUGGACUCUCGGCCCUGGACCAAGCUGCCUAAAGGUACCCCCCCCCCCCCGGACACCUGGCGCCUUCAACAAAGGAUGGUACUUCCCAGGCAAGGCCCUGGGAUGUGGGACUCCAGGUGAAAUCUCGCUCUGCCCCCUGCUUUCCUGCCUGACCCGGAGCCCAGGCCUCCACUCCCUGCUUUCUUUUUCUCCCAAGAAGCAGAUGCCCAGUUGUUGGUCACUGCGCAGGUGGCGAGGUCCCCUUCCUCAGUUUACUUUGUUCCUCUGAACUGCCCCGCCGCCACCGCCCCGCCAAUGUGCCUCAGCCCCUGCACUACCGUGUGACAGCAGUGCCUCUUGUGACUGGGAAGGCACCCUUUGAGAACCAGACAGGGUUUGGGCACUUAAGUCCACGUGGGCAGCAUCUUUCUCUGCAACCCUGAACUAAUCAUGUCUCGGCCUCUCCCAGCCGGUGACCAUCCGUCCCGAGGCCUUAGGUGGGGGAAGCAAAGCACCCCACCUUCCCCCAUCUGGACUUCACCUUCCGGGCUCCCCUGUGCUCCCCGCCAUCCUUCCCCUUCGGUCCUGAGAGGGAGGGGCAGUGGCCCAGGCCCACUUGGACCCAGGGAAUUUGAGGUAUGCCCCAGGAGAGAGCCGCUGCCUGUUUUCCAUUUAUAUCAAGAUUGUUUGCAUACUUUUGUAAUUAAGGGGAGUGUCCAGGAGGGGUUCUGACGUAUCUAUAUAGAUAGCUUAAGUCUCUGCCAUUUGUAAUUUUUGGCUCUGGAUUCCAAGCGGAAGAGCUUGCCCGUUUGCCUAGGAGGUGACUGAUGUAUGCGUAACCGCAUUUGGUUAUUUCUGGUGUCUGUGGCCACUUAGAUGGAUUUUUAAAAAAAUUUUUUUACGUCUGUUCCCCAGUUAUGAAAGAAGAGUCCCUUCCGAGGGUGGGCGGGGUAGGGCGGGGAAAUGUGUGGGGUGCACAGGAAUGGAAAACCCACUUCUAUGCAUUUUUAAAAAACAAACUCGUAAGGGCAUGGGGAAUGUCAGUUUCCUAUGGAAGAGACACCCCCAAGCCAAUAUUCUUAUCGACAAAGCCUCAAGGGAAAAACAUGUUUUAGUUCUUUCCCCACUCAUUGGGUUCUAAGAGAUUAAACGGCUGAUUUUCAGAA
This is a messenger RNA of Artibeus jamaicensis (Jamaican fruit-eating bat), 2576 nucleotides long. It is a transcript of the gene ERGIC1, whose product is annotated as endoplasmic reticulum-golgi intermediate compartment 1. NCBI's taxonomy places the organism in Eukaryota, Metazoa, Chordata, Mammalia, Chiroptera, Phyllostomidae. Gene Ontology annotation, cellular component: COPII-coated ER to Golgi transport vesicle; endoplasmic reticulum; endoplasmic reticulum membrane. Bases 125 to 997 code for a protein of 290 amino acids. Gene Ontology annotation, biological process: retrograde vesicle-mediated transport, Golgi to endoplasmic reticulum; endoplasmic reticulum to Golgi vesicle-mediated transport. The transcript has 10 exons. The record is from RefSeq and is a predicted model, not a curated record.